Lytechinus pictus (painted urchin) is the source of this 1452-nucleotide messenger RNA. RefSeq names its product matrix metalloproteinase-14-like. Gene Ontology annotation, cellular component: extracellular matrix. Gene Ontology annotation, biological process: collagen catabolic process; proteolysis; extracellular matrix organization. The record is from RefSeq and is a predicted model, not a curated record. Lineage: Eukaryota; Metazoa; Echinodermata; Echinoidea; Temnopleuroida; Toxopneustidae. The transcript has 8 exons. Gene Ontology annotation, molecular function: metalloendopeptidase activity; zinc ion binding. Bases 1 to 1452 code for a protein of 483 amino acids.
AUGUGUCUGUAUUGUGUAUAUCUAGCGAGAUAUGGCUACCUUGUGCCCGGCGCCCAACACUCGCCAGCCUUACUUAAAGAUGCGAUCACAUCCUUUCAAGAAUAUGCGAACCUGAAGAGGACGGGUAUUUUAGACGAGGCGACACGAGAUAAACUCCAAGCCGACAGGUGCGGGGUGGCCGACAUCGGGGUUGCCGGUCAGGUGGGCUAUCACCAGCAGGGAACUAAUCCAAGGAGUCGAAUGAAGAGAAAUGCAAAUUGUAAGAAGUGGCGUACCCUGGGUGUCACGUGCUAUUCUAAACCAGUUUCAAAAUGGUCGAAUAAUGAUUUGACGUACUACUUCAAGAACUUCACCCCCGAUCUUUCCAAAUCAGAGACCAGGGAGGCUAUUCAAAGAGCUUUUAAACUCUGGGCCGAUGUCACACCCUUGACGUUUACCGAGACAACAUCAGUAUCUGCCGACAUCAUCAUCGAAUUCGCAAGAGGGAUACACGGUUUCCUUCAUAUUUUUGACGGUCCCGGAGGAAUUCUUGCUGAUGCAGCACCCCCAGAAAUCGGAUACGUCCACUUCGACGAAGACGAAACAUUUGUCGUCGAUGAUGACGGCGACGAAAGACCGGGCCACAUCGUCAAUCUCUUUUACGUAGCCGCCCACGAAUUCGGUCACAGUUUGGGCCUUGAACAUUCUAACGUCACCUCAGCUCUCAUGUACGCAUACUAUAACAAAGAUGACCGCUUACCAACAAACAUCAAUGAAUUCCAGCUCCAUCAGGAUGAUAUAGAUGCCAUCCAACGCCUCUAUGGUGGACCAACAAAUGUCACUGGCACUGACCGGGGGACCAGCGGGGGCGUGAUACCUGCUGAUUGCGACAUCCCAUGGGAUGCUGCUACAACUUAUCCUCGCAUGGAUGCCUUCUAUGCCUUCAAGGGCCACUUGGUAUGGGCCAUGGAUCGUUCCGGAAUCCACGAAGGAUAUCCAAAAAAUAUCAGCCAAGUUUUCAGAGGGGCGCCUUCCCGUGUCCAAGCUGUUGUUCAUCAAACAGAAAAGACAUACAUGUUCAAAGGUAAGAAAAUAUGGAGAUUCAAUGGCAAUAGGAGGCUGGAGAAAGGCUUCCCCCGUCCAUCUCCCGUCGGGUUUCCUACUGCACCCGAUGCAGCUCUCCAAGCAAACCAGAAGAUCUACAUUUUCAAAGGAGCUUCAUUCCAAGAGUUUUUCCCACAUAACCUCACCGUGGGCGCACCAAGCGAUAUCAGCCAGCAUUGGGGUGGAAUUCCAAGCAACAUUGAUGCUGCUCUGCAGUGGUUCAACGGAAAGACAUACUUCUUCAAAGACAAUGAAUAUUGGAGGUUUAACUAUAAUAAAAUGAAAGCAGCUAAUGGUUAUCCAAAGCCAUUGUCCGAGUACUGGAUGGGGUGCGGCCAGCCCGAUGUCCGUCCACGCUCUCCUUUGUAA